GACGCUUGAGGAAGAGGGAACUCCCACAGCAACACAGAGACAAAGAAAAGAUUAAUAAAACUGGAUUCAUCUCUCUCUCUCUCUCUCUCUCUCUCUCUCUACCUUCUCUUCAAAUCUUUAACCCCCAAAAACCAUGCGUUCAAUCUGUCUAUCCUAUUCUAGAAUUCUUUCCCGUCGUAUUUACAAUCCCUCAUUUAUCUGUCUCCAAUCAGUCCACAGUUUUCAAAGGAAUGUCAAACGGUUUCAAAUUCUUCUCGGGAAGUAGCCAAGGAAACCCAUCAUCUUCAGACCCAGUUCGCAAAAACCUCGUUGAACAGAAUGCGCAACCGAAUGGGUUCAAGACUUCUGUGUUUCGUAUUCUCCGGCGAUUCAUGUCUGCAAGUAAAAUUGAUGGUGGAUCGCGGACCGAAGCAGAAGAGAAGGUGUACUCAUGGUUAUAUGCGUUGGCACAGUCGGAAAAAGACAUUGUGUUCGAGUAUGUUCGAUCUACUGAAAGGGGCUUGAGCUUCACUGAAGCUGAGAGACGAUUGCAGGAAAACGGCCCAAAUGUUCCUGUUGAAUACACUUUUCCGAGCUGGUGGCAUCUUCUGUGGAAUGCAUUUUUUCACCCUUUCAACAUUAUUUUGAUCGUUUUGUCGGCACUCUCCUACAUAGCUGAUGAUGCUACCAAUGGAUGCAUCAUGCUCGGGUUGGUCUUCAUUAGUGUGUCCCUCCGAUUUUACCAGGAGUAUAGCAGUUCAAAGGCAGCAAUGAGGCUCUCUGAAUUUGUAAAAUGCCCAAUUAAAGUACAAAGGUGUGCUGGAAGAGUUGUUCAAACUGAAUUAUUGGUUCAAGUUGAUCAAAGAGAUGUUGUUCCGGGCGACAUUGUCAUUUUUGAACCGGGCGACCUUUUUCCUGGUGAUGUUAGGCUACUAACUUCGAAGCACUUAGUUGUAAGCCAGUCCUCAUUAACAGGAGAGUUUGGAACAACUGAGAAAACAGCUGACAUAAGAGAAGAUCAGAGCACACCUUUGUUAGAUUUGAAGAAUAUAUGCUUCAUGGGGACAAGUGUAAUAUCAGGUAGUGGAACUGGUCUAGUUGUUUCCACUGGACCCAAGACUUAUAUGAGUACCAUGUUUUCAAAUAUAGGGAAGCAUAAGCCACCAGAUGACUUUGAGAAAGGGAUUCGGCGUAUAUCUUAUGUUCUUAUCAGUUUUAUGCUCGUAGCAGUCGCAGUUAUAGUCGUAGCCGAUUACAUUACAUCUGAUGAUUUGACUGAGAGUAUUCUUUUUGGGAUCUCGGUUGCAAGUGCACUCACUCCUCAGAUGCUUCCCCUCAUUGUGAACACUAGUCUUGCCAAAGGAGCACUUGCUAUGGCCAAAGAUAGGUGCAUCGUCAAAAGCUUAACUGCCAUACGAGACAUGGGAUCCAUGGAUAUCCUGUGCAUGGACAAGACCGGUACUCUUACCAUGAACAGCGCAAUGAUGGUUAAUCAUCUUGAUAGUUGGGGCUCAACCAAGGAAAAAGUUUUAUGCUUUGGUUUCCUCAACUCUUACUUCAAGACUGAACAGAAAUAUCCUUUGGAUGAUGCAAUUUUGGCCUACGUAUUUACAAAUGGAUAUAGAUUCGAGCCAUCCAAGUGGACAAAGGUGGAUGAGAUACCUUUUGAUUUUACACGAAGAAGAGUAUCUGUCGUCUUGGAGACUGAUUUGAAUGUCAAACACAAGAGCAACCAUACCCUCAACAGGAUUUUGAUAACUAAAGGAGCACUAGAAGAAGUACUAAGAGUUUGCUCCUGUAUUGAACAUGUUGAUAGGGGUGAAAUUGCAAAUUUCUCUGAAGAAGACCAUCAGAGGAUUCUGAAUAUGGGAGAAGAUUUAAGCAAUGAUGGACUGCGGGUUCUAGGAGUUGCAAUAAAAAGGCUAGAAACGCAAAGAAGAAGUAGUACUGGGAUCUAUGAUGAGACUGUCGAAUGUGACAUGGUUUUCCUUGGCCUUAUCUCUUUCUUUGACCCACCAAAAGACUCUGCUAAGCAAGCACUUUGGCGGUUGGCAGAGAAGGGAGUAAAAGCUAAGGUAUUGACAGGUGACUCGCUCUCCCUAGCAAUACGGAUUUGCAAAGAAGUCGGCAUCAGAACCACCCAUGUCGUAACAGGUCCCGAUCUUGAGUUACUCAACCAAGACUCCUUCCAUGAGACUGUCAAAAGAUCAACAGUUCUGGCCAGGCUCACACCCACUCAGAAACUUCGAGUAGUGCAGUCAUUGCAGACAGUUGGAGAACAUGUUGUUGGGUUCUUGGGAGACGGAGUGAAUGACUCUCUCGCCCUUGAUGCGGCCAAUGUGGGGAUAACGGUGGAUUCAGGAGCAUCAAUUGCAAAAGAUUUUGCUGAUAUCAUCUUAUUGGAAAAAGACCUCAACGUCCUUGUCGCUGGAGUUGAGAGGGGAAGGCUCACUUUUGCAAACACGAUGAAGUAUAUAAAGAUGUCCGUCGUAGCCAAUGUUGGAAGCAUUCUUUCUCUUCUCAUCGCGACUCUGGCUCUUGGAUAUGAGCCAUUGACGCCACGCCAGCUUGUCACACAGAACUUCUUGUACAAUGUGGGUCAGAUUGCGAUUCCAUGGGACAAUAUGGAAGAAGAUUACGUGAAAACACCGCAGAAAUGGUCAUUGAAAGGCCUAGCCACUUUCAUAUUAUGGAAUGGACCUGUUUGCUCUCUCUGUGACAUAUCAGCCCUUCUGUUCAUUUGGUUUUACUACAGGCCCGAUUCUGAGCCACUCUUCCGUUCCGCUUGGUUUGUCGAAGGGCUUCUCAUGCAAACCCUGAUUAUACAUUUGAUCAGGACGGAGAAGAUCCCCUUCAUUCAAGAGAUCGCCUCGUGGCCUGUGAUUUGUUCCACGGUUGUGAUAUCUGCGAUUGGAAUUUCCAUUUCGUGCACAUCUAUUGGAGAUGUGAUGGGUUUUACGACCUUGCCGCUGUCGUACUUUGGAUUUUUGGUUGUGCUUUUUAUAGGGUAUUUUACAGUGGGCCAGAUAGUCAAGAGAGUUUAUAUUCAUGUGUACAAGACAUGGCUCUAGAUAAAAGAUCAAAUUCACAUUGGAGAAACCACAUACAAAAUUUCCUCCUUGUAUUAUUUGAGAGUGCAAGAAAUUGUAGCCCCAAUGCUUUCAUAGCAUCAUUCAGGUUUUGUGUGAAUUGCAUCUCUUUGCUCUUACAA
Messenger RNA from Rhododendron vialii, 3190 nucleotides. RefSeq lists its product as uncharacterized. Gene Ontology annotation, biological process: magnesium ion transport. NCBI's taxonomy places the organism in Eukaryota, Viridiplantae, Streptophyta, Magnoliopsida, Ericales, Ericaceae. The transcript is spliced from 8 exons. The coding region runs from base 231 to 3050 and encodes 939 amino acids. The record is from RefSeq and is a predicted model, not a curated record. Gene Ontology annotation, molecular function: ATP hydrolysis activity; P-type magnesium transporter activity; ATP binding. Gene Ontology annotation, cellular component: membrane; intracellular membrane-bounded organelle.